Dothidotthia symphoricarpi CBS 119687 is the source of this 1504-nucleotide messenger RNA. Its product is annotated as polyamine transporter 1. The transcript has 4 exons. The record is from RefSeq and is a predicted model, not a curated record. Gene Ontology annotation, molecular function: transmembrane transporter activity. Bases 1 to 1410 code for a protein of 469 amino acids. NCBI's taxonomy places the organism in Eukaryota, Fungi, Ascomycota, Dothideomycetes, Pleosporales, Dothidotthiaceae. Gene Ontology annotation, biological process: transmembrane transport.
AUGGAGAAAUUGACUACGUCGACUAUCGUCGACUGGGAUUCUGCAGACGACCCAAACAAUCCCAUGAACUGGUCAAAGAACAAGAAAUGGUCUACAAUCGCUCUGGUCGCAUACAUUACCUUUGUUACGUCCUUUGGAUCCACGAUAUUUGCACCCGGCGUCCCUCAGUUGUUGAGAGACUUUCACAACACCAAUGAGGAGCUUGCAAGCUUCAUCGUCUCCAUCUACAUUCUCGGAUUCUGCGUUGGUCCCCUGUUCCUUGCGCCGCUCGGUGAAAUAUACGGUCGCUUCCCAGUGUACUAUGUUGCCAACAUCCUGUUCCUCAUAUUUUCCGUCGCGUGCGCAGUGAGCACGGGUAUGGGGAUGUUCGUGUUUUUUCGUCUCUGCCAGGGAAUCUCCGCUUGCCCUCCACUGGUUCUCGGCGGUGGAACUAUCUCAGAUUUGAUGGUGCCAGUCGAGCGGGGAAAAGCAUUAACAAUCUGGGCAAUGGGGCCGCUACUAGGACCUGUUGUUGGCCCGGUCAUUGGUGGAUUCAUGGCACAGGAAAUCGGAUGGCGAUGGACGUUCUGGUUCACUGCAAUCAUGACGGGAGUUGGAAUCAUAGCGACGCAUUUCAUCCUGCGAGAAACGUACGCGCCAGUUCUACUUGAGAAGAAAGCUGCAAACCUCCGAAAGAAAACAGGCGAUCCCAAUCACAAGUCCAAGUUCGAUAAGGGCUUCACCCGCAUUCAGUACUUCAAGCUUGCUAUCAUUCGGCCCACUAAGAUGUUGUUCUUCUCGCCCAUCGUUGCUAUCCUAGCAAUCGACAUGUCCAUCAUCUACAGCUACCUUUAUUUCUUGUUCACAACCUUUGGCUUCGUCUUCCAGGAACAGUACGGUUUCAACGCCGGGGAAGUAGGUCUCGCUUAUCUAGGCUUAGGUGUUGGAUUUGUCCUCGGACAGUUUGGUGUCGGAAGCAUGGCGGACAAAUACUACAAGAAGAAGGCAGCUGAAGGACCAACAAAACCAGAACAUCGACUUCCACCGUUGAUUGUCGGUGCCUUCCUGAUCCCGAUUGGUCUCAUCUGGUAUGGAUGGUCAGCCAAGUACGCAGUACACUGGAUUGUGCCCAUCAUUGGUACAUCAUUCAUCGGCUUCGGUAUUAUGUGUGCUUUCUUGCCAAUUCAGAUGUACCUUAUCGAUACCUUUGGUAUGUACGCAGCAAGUGCACUGGCUACCAAUACUGUAGUCAGGUCGCUGUUUGGGGCAGUAUUACCAUUGGCCGGACGACGGCUGUAUGCGGAUCUAGGAUUGGGCUGGGGCAACACGUUAUUGGCUUUCAUCGCUCUUGCUUUGUCGCCAGUGCCGUUCCUAUUGCUCAAGUACGGCGAAAAGAUUCGUACUCAUCCUAAAUUCCAAGUCACUCUAUAAGCGUGGCAGAGCUUUGUCCUCUGCUCUUGCGACGGCCUGCUUGAUGAGAGGAUUCAAAAAGCACUGAAGCAGUGGGUUAUGAUGAGAUUCGCGC